UUUUGUUUUCAAUGGCCGGCCAUGCAGGCAAAAACUUCAGUGGAAGUUAAAGGAGAAAUUUCACCGUCUACAUGCGUCUAUACGAGCUGUUACUGGUAUGUGACUAUCUUUAUACGUAAAUGUCCUACUCACAUACCCUAGUGUGGUAUAAUAUGCACAUCUUACGGCGCAAACGGAGAAUUUACAAGUUCAGAUGUCUGAAAAGCGCAAAAGCAUUUUGAUCCGUUAUGUCGUACGAAAUUUGUACAUUAGAAAAACUUGGCUUUUUGCAAGUUUUGUAGGGCAGUUAGGUCUCCGUAAUAUUUGCUUUAACGAACAUUACUUAAAAAGAUGAUCUCAAUUUGUUUUUCGGUUUUUCAAUGGUAUUGGUGGACACUUCUUUCGCGGGGUUUUCCCGGGCUGUGAUCCGGUUUAUAGAAUUGGUACAUUACAAGUUUUAUUGACCUUAAAACACAAACUUUUCUUUGAAUUUGCAAAAAAUAAUUCUAUUUCUAUCGAGUAAACAGAUUAUUCAAUAAGUAAGGUUUAUUGGAAAUUUAAAGGAAAAUUAUCGUUGUUGUAAAACAGUAUUUUGAUAAGGUCUUUUUUAAAGAUGUCUUUACGAUCGCACCGAAAUUAACUUUCACUGUUAUUUGCUUUCACAAGUUCAAGUUUUUAUAAUCCCAAUUCCCUUCCGAAAAGGAGUUAUGAAUUCAUAGGUAAAGAGAGAGAACGUUAAAGCUUGUUUCUAGGCGCGGCAAAGUGAAACUAUUAAAAAGUGCUUCUGACAAAUUUUUUUCCUGACGACUGUUAUCAAUGGAUUCUACAGUUAAAACUUAUCGGAUAUAACUAUUUAUAGAAAUAUGCUUUUUGAUGCUUUUGCAUUCUUUCUGUAUGACAAAUUUUCAAAAAGGUGCAGGGAGGUCACCUUGUGUCAUGUGAGUGAAACACAUGCUUGGCACUAGUGUUGUUGUUGGUCAUGGUUCAUCCCCAACUUUUUAAAAUGGUGUCCCACAAUGCAUUUCAGCUUUUGAAAGUCAAAGCAGUUCACACUGCAUGUGUCUGCAGACUAAAACUGGCAAACUGACCAAACUGCUGAAUGGAAGGCAGUUUUGUCUCUGUUUGUUUUGUUCACUUUAGUGAGAGGCUGUUCCUUGUAAAAUAGCAAACUUUUAGCUGCUUUUUUCGUGGUCCAAUGAUACUCACUGUAGGCAGCUUCUAAUGCAGCUAAAAGGGUUUGUCUUCCUUUUCUCCAACCUUGUUUUCCUUUCGAUUUUCAGUGCAUCCAGCACUCCCAGCAAGGUUAGCAUUUUCAGAAAUUGUGGGCUUAUUUCUCAGAAAUGCAGAUAUAUUUUCACUUUAUUUUCAUGAAUUAUGCUUUUCCAUUCCAUCCUAGAACCUUAGGUUUUUGCAGGUUGUUAGCUUAGUUUUUUUUCUACCUUUGUAUGUGCAAAAAGAAAAUAAUACAAUAUGUCAUGAUUUUUGACAACUGUGGGAUGGUUUUCUUUUUUCAGUGAAGAAAAUGUGUGGAAAUUAUGUGAGCAGAUAAAGGAGGAAAAAGAGCAAAGCCUGAAUGAAUAUUAUGCAGUUUUCAUUUCAAAUGAUAAGAGACAGGUAUGUUUUUUUAAUACAGUGGAACUCAACUAGUAUACAUACCAUUUUAUUUGGCCACUUUUUCAUUACAGGUACUUUGAUUUGUUCCAGUAAAAUGCCCAUAAAUGUUGUUACAUAAUAAAUUGAACAUCUGGUUACAAUGCAUUUUGAUGGCCAUUUAAUUGGCAACUAAAGUAAUGCAGUGAAAGUCAGCAAUUAAUUUUGGCAACCUGUGUUUUAAUAAGUUCAUGUUUAUGGUCUUUCUAAAGUUGGUCAUCAAUGGCUGGAAAUCAUUAUGCACCCAUUUCUUUCUAAUUCACUUCUCUCACUCUAACUGUCCCUGUGAAGCUUAAGAUAUGUUGUGGGCCUCCUAAUUUGACUGCAAUAGUUCUUAAGCCACCAUUUUUAUUAUAGCUUCUGUUUAGUGCUAAUCAUUAAGAAGCUGGUCAUGGAUUAUCAUUUAUGACAAAGCAACUUAACAGUAGUCCAUUUUAAUCCUCAAAAAAGAGAGUUUUCUCUUUUGCUAAAUAUCCCCCCCCCCUCCCCAUUCAAAGUUGGGAUAUGACAGAACAAUUAUGCACACAGACAUUAAUGUUUUUCUCAACAAUGGGUCAGGGCCGGGGGGAGGGGGGCGGGAAGGAAAAAAAGGGGUAAAAAAGCAACCUUCCCUACACUUUUGAUGAUGAAGGUUGAUUCUCAAGUUCCUGUGUUAUAAAUUAUUAGGGCUUAGGGAGACAAAGAAAAUUGAGAAUCAACCUAGGUUAAAGAAGUUUAACCUGUUUAUGAUUUGGACCUGUAACAGUCAUUUUAAUGGAUUUCCACUGUUUUGACAUGAAGAUAAAGAUUUGAUGACAAGUAGAUCAGUGUCUCUUUGUCAGUAUUAAUCAUUGAUCAUAACAUUUGCUACAAGUACCCUCUAGUUAUCCCUUUCCUUGUUAUAAUUAACAAGUCACUGCACUUACUUGGUGUAAUACAGGUUCCUUUAUGGAUGCAAAAAUCAGCAAAAGAACCAUUAGCUCCAGUAGUAUGGGUAAGUUGUCAAAUAGAACCCUGCGGGCUCUAGCUAUAGCAAUUGUGUUAAAAAAUAAUCUUGUCUUCCAAGAUUGUGUUGGUUAUUUCAUGAAAUAUCAAUUUUUAUCCAUGGUUCAAAUGUUAUAUUAAUUUUCAACCAAGAAAACAAAAAGUGAAAAUGUAAAAGUGAACAGCAACAUAAUUAUGAUAAUUGUGAAAAUGAUAUGAUCAGCAUGUCAAGAGCAUGGGACAUGGAAAAAAUCUGAAUCCCAGACAGGAUUCAAACCUAUGGCCUCCCGAACCCCAGGCGGGUGCUCCUGAGCUACAGAGAACUCAUGGAGAACAAGGCCAUGUACUAGGUUCAUAUUUGACAUGCGUCCUGUAUACUGCUAGGAUCAGCGAUGUCGAUGUUGCAGAAAUGAAAGGUGGUAAAUUUUAAGCUCGGUGAAACAAAUGUGAAAAUGACAUGAUCAGCAUGUCACGAGUGUGGGACAAAGAAAAUAUCUGAGUUCCUGACAGGAUUCUCAAUGCUUGUGACAUGGUGUUCAUAUCAUUUUCACAUCUCUCUCACCGAGCUUAAAAUUUUAUACCAUCUUUCAUUUCUUUCACCAUAUAAUUAUUAACACACUCAGAGUGCAAAUGAAGUUGUUACAUAGCUGUGGCAGUAGUGCUUCCUUCUUUUUCUGGAAAGAAUAUUCAUGCCACAUUUGGUUAUGAACACUUAAGUAGUCUAAUGAAAUCAUGCAGUUAAAAAGAAAAUAAUGGACUCAAUUUAGAUAAUCUUGGAUUUUUAGGAUUAUCAUGUUCUUUUACUACGAAAAGUGGAGGAGAAGAGUCUCAUUUAUGAUCUGGAUUCUAUCCUACCUUUUCCUUGUCCAUUUACUCAGUACGCUGAACAAGCUAUACAGAGUGACAGACGACUAAAAAAGCAAUUUCACAGGUAAGUUCCAGGCCCCAGAUCAAAAAGUAGAUAAAUAUUGCUCAAUCCACUGGAUAAAUUGCUAUCCAGAGGAAUGUAGAGCAAUUGAUUUUCCUAAUACUUUAUCGGUUGCAUAAUAAUUUAUCCAGUGUAUUGUGCUAUCCAACAUUUGAACUUCUGGGAUCAGUAUGUUAGUUGACAUAUUUCAUGAUGGAGACACGCACUUUGGUUUUGCAGUUGUGAACCUUACCAAAUUCCAUUUAAGGAUGUUUGGGGUUACAAGCGGGCUAGAUUCUAAAAUUCCUGGCAGUUUAAUCCAUGUGAAAGGUUUGAACCCAGGGGUCAUUUUCAAAAUUUAGGUUGAGUUUGAUUGUUGGGGUGAACGUAGUCCUGAAUAGGACUGUUGUUGUUGACAGUCACUGUCAACAACAACUGUACGACUGGCACUAUAACUUCCCUUAGUCACUGACUGCAAUGACAAACUGGUUAAAGUUUAGAAUGAGGGCUAGAUGUUAGACUCAAGACUACGGACCACUGUAGCAGUUAGGUUUGAUAGUAAGGAAACUUUUAAACAUUGAAUUCACGAGUACUUGUACAGGCAAAGUGCUAAGCAGUCUGUGGUAGUGUUAGGGUCAUUGUCUAUCACUGACUUUGGGAAUACUGACUGCAGAUGCAGUUUUAUUUUGACUCUUGCUAUUCUUUUGAAAAUUAAAGACAAAUAAUACUUACUGGUGACUUGAGAUUAUGUAGUACCUCAAACACCAGUUCAAAUUUUAUACUUUAGAUUGAUCAGUAGCAAGGAAUUCUAGAAUCCCUUCUGUAUAAUACGUAACUCCCACCUAUUAAGCAUUUAUAAUAUUAAUUUUCAUUAAAAACUUUCUUUCAGAAAAUUCAGAGUAAUACCAGCAGAGGUAUUUCUUCGGACCUUUGCCUCAGACCGGUCACACAUGAAGAAACCAAAUGGUGAAUGGAUCAAAACACCACCACCGUAUGCACCAAUCAGAACAGCAGGUACACCUCAUUACAUCAAAGCUUCAAUAAUUUUAUAAAGAGUCAAACGUUCAUGUGUGACCACCUCUCAUUAGCAACCACCUAUCAAAAACACCAAAAUUUUCUUAGGGCACUUACCAUUAGUCAGAACUGACUGGCCAGCCCAUUCCCAUUGUAAUGAGAAUAUCACUUUUAAUCAAAACUAACCACCCACAUUAGUCAAAUCCUAAAUAUUAUGCAGAAAGGAGAUAGUUUUUCAGCAAAACCUCUUGGAAAAAGCCUGUUUCAUUGCCAAAACGUCUGGUCCAGCCAUAGUCUGGCCGGCCAUUUCUGACUUUUGGAAAGCGCCCUUUAAUAGUCAAAGCCCUAUAAUUAGAAUCUCUCGUAAAUGAGCACCUCUCGUAAGCGACCUUGAUCACCUUUUGGGCUGACAGUUUUAUAGUUUUCCAUUAUUUUUAACGUCUUGUAUAAAGUGACCACUUGACGCAUGGUGGGCUCUCUUUGUAAUGUACUACACCUAGAGUAUAUUUUUUGACAACAUGGAAUGACAUGUACAUGUAUAUUGGGUAACUUAGAAAUAUCGCAUGCCAAAAAAUUAUCUGCGAAAAAGUAAAAAAAUAAUUAUUUGUUUCACUUAAUGCCUACCAUUUAAAUUCAGGGGGCAUAAGUUUUAUUUUUAUUACAAAAACGUUUGUAAAAUCGUUUUCUUCUUAGAAAUAGUAUGUUCAAAUUUUCCUCCUUUUAAAUGAAAAACAUGUACUCUUGAGUUUUAACCUUUCAGAAAAAUUAUGGUUGGUAAGGUUUUUAUUAACAGCACAAAUAGGUCAAUUGUAGUCAGUUACCUACUUUGCUUCAGUCCUACUGAGCCUUCUGCUGCUGACAGACAGAUGACUUACCUUCCUUGAAAACAUGGUUAUUAAUUGAAACUGUAGAUUUUUAGCUGAGUAAUAUUGUUUGGAUUGUUAUUUUUGUUUACAGAAAGCACAAUGAACCUUCAGGAGUUUAUAGACAUGACUGACGAAGGCGAGGGGCAAGUUAUGGACUACAAAACCUUCAUCAAAAGUUUUUCAUCAGCGGAUUAA
Messenger RNA from Porites evermanni, 5574 nucleotides. Lineage: Eukaryota; Metazoa; Cnidaria; Anthozoa; Scleractinia; Poritidae. The record is from the annotation of a GenBank genome assembly.